AUGCCACCAAAACCAGACACACAGUCAAAAACUGAACCAGACAAAUAUAUAGGAAGUCCUGCAUGCAAUUACAGAAGUCCGGGUCCAAAAUAUAAUCUUAAAACACUUGUUGGUUUCCGAGAACAUUGUAUUUCUAAACAUCGAAAUCCAGCUUACACUUUCGGCAACAGACAACCCUUUUUACAAUUAUGUGAAGGUCCAGGGCCAAAAUAUCUGAUUCCCGAGCCGAAACGUGAAGGCUUUUCAUUUGGAUUAAUAGGAAAAACUUUUGGUCCUCCUUGUGUGCCUGGUCCCAAAUAUUUGUUACCAACUCCAAAAACACCAGCAUUUACAAUAAAAUCCAGAACUAAACCUAGAGACACUUGUUUCACACCAGGUCCUUAUAAUAUGGGAAAAAAGCAAAUUCGAGUGAUUUUCUUGUACGAGUUCAAACUGAGCACUAAAGCAACGGAAACUGCUCGGAAAAUUAAUGAUGCUUUUGGCCCUGGCACUGUUCAUGAACGUAUAGUACGACUUUGGUUUAAGAAGUUUCGUAGUGGAGAUAAGGGCCUUAAAGAUCAAGAAGGUCGUGGACGUCCAUCGGCAAUUGACAAUGACCAAUUGAAAGGCAUUGAUUGA
Molecule: messenger RNA, 618 nt
Organism: Eufriesea mexicana
Lineage: Eukaryota; Metazoa; Arthropoda; Insecta; Hymenoptera; Apidae
Product: outer dense fiber protein 3
Exons: 4
Coding region: 1-618 (205 amino acids)
Biological process (GO): double-strand break repair via nonhomologous end joining; DNA double-strand break processing; replication fork processing
Cellular component (GO): nucleus; site of double-strand break; condensed chromosome
Molecular function (GO): single-stranded DNA binding; DNA topoisomerase binding; histone H3K36 methyltransferase activity
Source: RefSeq, a predicted model, not a curated record